Molecule: messenger RNA, 1227 nt
Organism: Chrysochloris asiatica (Cape golden mole)
Lineage: Eukaryota; Metazoa; Chordata; Mammalia; Afrosoricida; Chrysochloridae
Gene: MYPOP
Product: Myb-related transcription factor, partner of profilin
Exons: 2
Coding region: 1-1227 (408 amino acids)
Biological process (GO): regulation of transcription by RNA polymerase II
Cellular component (GO): nucleus
Molecular function (GO): DNA-binding transcription factor activity, RNA polymerase II-specific; RNA polymerase II cis-regulatory region sequence-specific DNA binding
Source: RefSeq, a predicted model, not a curated record
AUGGCUUCGGCGGCGGCGGCGGGCGAAGCGGAAGAGACCACCCGGCUGCGCAAGCCGCGCUUCUCGUUCGAGGAGAACCAGAUUCUGAUCCGCGAAGUGCGCGCCCACUACCCGCAGCUCUACGGCGCGCAGAGCCGUCGAGUGAGCGUGGCUGAGCGGCGGCGCCUGUGGGACGGCAUUGCCGCCAAGAUCAAUGGUAUUACCAGCUGGAAGCGCACCGGCCAGGAGGUGCAGAAGCGUUGGAACGACUUCAAGCGCCGCACUAAGGAGAAACUGGCCCGCGUGCCGCACUCCACGCAGGGCACCGGGCCUGCCGCCGAGGACGCCUUCUCCGCGGAGGAGGAGACUAUUUUCGCCAUCCUGGGGCCCGGCUUGGCUGCGCCCGGGGCAGGGGCCGGAACUGUGGCCGAGCAGCCCCAUGCAUCCGCCUCCUCACAACCGCUGACCUCAGGAGCCUUGACCCAUCGCUAUGUGUUAUCCGAAGACCCUAGGGAGGACCGACACACAGAUACGCCAGCCCUUGGCAAAGGGGGACGCUCCAGCAGCCCAGAGCCCUGGGUCCCGCCCUCCUGCUCUCCCCAGGAGCGGGGCUGCCAGCGACCCAAGGAGCGUGAGUCCCCGCCCCCUCCAGCCCAGCAGUCGGUCCAGAUGUCCCGCCAGGCCUUGUCUCCAUCGCCCCCAGCCCCGCCCCCGUCCCUGCCAGCUCCCUCUCCACUACCACCGCUUCCACUGCCGCCACCACCCCGCGUGGCACCUACGCCUCCCAGCGCGCUACCCCCUCUGCCUACUCCAGUCACACCCUCGGCCCCAGACCCUUCCCUGGACUUCCUGCGAGCCCAGCAGGAGACUGCCAACGCCAUCCGGGAGCUGGCUGGCACCUUGCGGCAGGGACUGGCCAAACUGAGCGAGGCCCUCAGCACCCUGCUUCCUCUUCUGCCGGGAGCCCCAGCCGACCCACUGCCCCCGCCGCCUGUACCCCAGCCCCCCAGGCCCGUACUGCCCCUACCCACCCCCAAGAUGGAAAUCACCCCAGAGCCCGUGUCCGUUGUGGCUACGGUCGUGGACGGAGCGGUGGUGGCAACCAGGGGCGUGAUUAUCGGCCCUAGGAGCGAAGAGGGAAGCCCCCGUCCAGCCCCUGCCCCCCUCGCGCCCCACGACUCACCCCCACACAAGAGGAGAAAGGGUUUCCCCACACGGAAGAGACGUGGGCGAUGGAAAUCUCCGUGA